Budorcas taxicolor (takin) is the source of this 1677-nucleotide messenger RNA. It is a transcript of the gene KLHL23, whose product is annotated as kelch like family member 23. NCBI's taxonomy places the organism in Eukaryota, Metazoa, Chordata, Mammalia, Artiodactyla, Bovidae. The transcript is spliced from 3 exons. Gene Ontology annotation, molecular function: protein binding. The record is from RefSeq and is a predicted model, not a curated record. Bases 1 to 1677 code for a protein of 558 amino acids.
AUGGCGCUAAAAGGACAAGAAGAUUAUAUUUACCUUUUCAAGGAUACCACGCAUCCAGUGGAUUUUCUGGAUGCAUUCAGAACAUUUUACUUGGAUGGAUUAUUUACUGAUAUUACCCUUCAGUGUCCUUCAGGCAUAAUCUUCCGUUGUCACCGAGCUGUUUUAGCUGCUUGCAGCAAUUAUUUUAAGGCAAUGUUCACAGCUGACAUGAAAGAAAAAUUUAAAAAUAAAAUAAAGAUCUCUGGCAUCCACCAUGAUAUCUUGGAAGGCCUUGUAAAUUAUGCGUACACUUCCCAAAUUGAGAUAACUAAAAGAAAUGUUCAAAGCCUGCUUGAAGCAGCUGAUCUGCUACAGUUCCUUUCAGUGAAGAAAGCAUGUGAGCAGUUUUUGGUAAGGCACUUGGAUAUUGAUAAUUGUAUUGGAAUGCACUCCUUUGCAGAAUUUCAUGUGUGUCCGGAACUAGAGAAGGAAUCUCGAAGAAUUCUGUGCUCAAGGUUUAAGGAAGUAUGGCAACAAGAAGAAUUUCUGGAAAUCAGCCUUGAAAAGUUUCUCUUUAUCUUGUCCAGAAAGAAUCUCAGUGUUUGGAGAGAAGAAGCUGUCAUAGAGCCAGUUAUUAAGUGGACUGCUCAUGAUGUAGAAAAUCGAAUUGAAUGCCUAUAUAAUCUAUUAAGCUAUAUCAACAUAGAUAUAGAUCCAGUGUAUUUAAAAACAGCUUUAGGCCUUCAAAGAAGCUGCCUAUUAACUGAAAAUAAGAUCCGAUCUCUAAUAUACAAUGCUUUGAAUCCCAUGCAUAAAGAGAUUUCUCAGCGAUCCACAGCCACAAUGUAUAUCAUUGGAGGCUAUUACUGGCACCCUUUAUCAGAGGUACACAUAUGGGAUCCUUUGACAAAUGUUUGGAUCCAAGGGGCAGAAAUACCAGAUUAUACUAGGGAGAGUUAUGGUGUUACAUGUUUGGGACCCAAUAUUUAUGUAACCGGAGGUUACAGAACUGAUAACAUUGAAGCUCUUGAUACAGUGUGGAUCUAUAACAGUGAAGGUGAUGAAUGGACAGAAGGUUUGCCAAUGCUCAAUGCCAGGUAUUACCACUGUGCAGUCACCUUGGGUGGCUGUGUCUAUGCUUUAGGUGGUUACAGAAAAGGGGCUCCAGCAGAAGAGGCUGAGUUCUAUGAUCCAUUGAAAGAGAAGUGGAUUCCUAUUGCAAACAUGAUUAAAGGUGUGGGAAAUGCUACUGCUUGUGUCUUGCAUGAAGUUAUCUACGUCAUUGGCGGCCACUGCGGGUACAGAGGCAGCUGCACCUAUGACAAGGUCCAGAGCUACAAUUCAGAUAUCAAUGAAUGGAGCCUCAUCACCUCCAGCCCGCAUCCAGAAUAUGGACUGUGUUCAGUCCCAUUUGAAAAUAAGCUCUAUCUAGUUGGUGGACAAACUACAAUCGCAGAAUGCUAUGACCCUGAACAGAAUGAGUGGAGAGAGAUCGCGCCCAUGAUGGAAAGGAGGAUGGAGUGUGGUGCCGUCAUCAUGAAUGGAUGCAUUUACGUCACUGGGGGCUAUUCCUACUCAAAGGGGACGUAUCUUCAGAGCAUUGAGAAAUAUGAUCCAGAUCUUAAUAAGUGGGAAAUUGUGGGUAAUCUUCCAAGUGCCAUGAGGUCCCAUGGGUGUGUGUGUGUGUAUAAUGUCUGA